This is a messenger RNA of Cynara cardunculus var. scolymus (artichoke), 1650 nucleotides long. RefSeq names its product serine carboxypeptidase-like 50. Gene Ontology annotation, biological process: proteolysis. Gene Ontology annotation, molecular function: serine-type carboxypeptidase activity. The record is from RefSeq and is a predicted model, not a curated record. The transcript has a single exon. Bases 1 to 1407 code for a protein of 468 amino acids. NCBI's taxonomy places the organism in Eukaryota, Viridiplantae, Streptophyta, Magnoliopsida, Asterales, Asteraceae.
AUGGAGUCGGUCGUAUUAACCCUCUUCAAGUUCAUCCUCUUCUUCUCCGCCCUCCACCACCACCUUCCACCGCAAUCAACCGCCAUUUCUUCCAGAACCAUCACCUUCCCUAAAGAAGCUCUGCCUACAAAAUCCGGCUAUCUUCCCAUCAACUCCACCACCGGCUCCGCCAUUUUCUACGUCUUUUAUGAAGCCAAGAACCCCAAGAACGCCUCUCUUUCAAAAACCCCACUUCUCAUUUGGCUCCAAGGUGGUCCUGGUUGCUCCUCCAUGACCGGAAACUUCUACGAACUUGGCCCAUGGCUUGUCACAUCUUCUACUUCUCAGCGGCAAAAGGUCGAACACCUCACGCUCGAACCGAAUCCAGGUUCUUGGAACCGAAUGUUCGGUCUUCUUUUUCUUGAUAAUCCAAUCGGGACCGGUUUUAGUAUCGCUUCGACACCGGAAGAAAUACCAAGAGACCAAAACGCCGUUGCCAAACACCUAUCAAUUGCCAUCAAGAAGUUUAUCGCUUCAGACUCAGCGUUCGAAUCACGUCCAAUCUACAUUACAGGGGAGAGUUACGCUGGAAAAUAUGUGCCAUCAAUUGGGUAUUACAUCAUCAAAAGAAACGCCAAUUUAUCCGUUUCAAAACGGAUGAAUCUGCUCGGAUUAGCCAUCGGAAAUGGGUUGACUGACCCAGUAACCCAAGUGACAACCCAUGCUCAAACUGCUUACUUUCUUGGAUUGAUCAACCAGAAACAAAAAACCCAACUGGAAAAACUUCAACUUGAAGCUGUUCAAUUAACCAAAGAACACCAAUGGAAUCGGGCAACAAAGACACGAAGCAAGCUCUUAAACUUGUUGCAAAACAUGACUGGAAUGGCGACAUUGUACGAUUUCAGGAGGCUGACACCUUAUCAAACCAACAUAGUCACAGCAUUCUUAUCAGAUACAGAAAUCAAGAAAAUCUUGGGAGCAAACGAAUCAAUAGUUUAUCAAGAAUGCAGUGGAGUGGUGGGAUCAGCAUUACAUCAUGAUUUGAUGAAAAGUGUGAGAUACAUGAUGGAGUAUUUGAUGGAGAAAAGCAAUGUAAAGGUUCUGUUAUAUUCUGGGCAGUGUGAUUUGAGAGUUGGGGUUGUGGGAACUGAAUCUUGGGUGAAGAAGAUGAAGUGGGCAGGGAUGAAACAGUAUCUAGAGUCAAAGAGAGAGAUAUGGGUAGUCAAUGGUCAAAUUGCAGGAUAUGUUCAAAAAUGGAGGAAUUUGAGCACUGUGGUAGUUUUGGGAGCUGGACAUCUCGUGCCAGCAGAUCAAUCAGUGAAUUCUCAGGCAAUGAUUGAAGAUUGGAUUCUUGAAAAAGGUUUGUUUGUUAAUAAAAAGAUCAUUGAGACUUAUUGGACCAACAAUUCUUUGGUAAGUCAACUCUAGUUAAAGUGUAUGAUGAGUAGAAUAAUGUUGUACAUAAAACCCUUCAAGUAGAUUGCCAUAUGAUAUACCAUCAAUGAGUGAGAUCUGAAUUGUGUCAAGAUUUGGGAGAUUGGUGCUUAAUUUGAUCAAGAAAAGGUAAAGAACUACGUCGCAACUCCCCUAACCUUGAUAUACAGAAAGUGGGUUAGGCAUGUAAAAGAAUUUUGGAAGGUUUUAGUGAUUUACAUGACUUUUGUUUGAUAA